AUGGCCCCGGCGAAGGAGAGAAAGGCUGCACCCAUAGCCAAAGCCUCGCCAUCUGCAAGUACAAAGUCCUCCAAAAUGCACCGGAGGUCGAGGUCUGGUUGCUUUACAUGUCGCCUUAGACGGAAGAAGUGUGACGAAGCAAAGCCCAAGUGCAAGGCAUGUCGAAACUUGGGACUGGAUUGUGAGUACAAGCGACCUCACUGGUGGAUUAACAAUGAAAACCGGAGGCAACAGAAAGAGCACAUCAAGACGGUCAUCAAGAGGACAAAAACGAACGAAAAAAAUGUUGCUGCUCAGAGCGCUUGUAUGUCGCUGCCUCUCCUGGUAUGCAUUCAACUUGAAGCUGACUCCACCGCAGAUGGUACUCGAGGGUCUUCCGACGACUCCCCAGAAGAUUACGAUCCAAACUUUGAUCCUUCCUUUGCGACAACGCCCGGUAUAUUCACUCCGUUUGGACCAGAAGUCUACAUGACCCACGACCCAUACAGCCAAGGGUUCCCCUGGGAGGUUGAUGUCAAGACCGAGAUGCAUACGUACGUCAACGAUGAACUCACUCGACGGGACUCGUCUAUAUCGACCUUCAGUACCUGGGUGCCCCCUCCACCUCACGCCAUGUUGCCGUCGUACACUGGUGAUGACUUCACCCAGCCAGAGCUCUAUGAGCAAAGACAAGACUCAUGGAGUGCCGAGGAUCCGGUUUCUUUCAACGUCUUCGACUUCAACCACCUAGGUCGCCAGUCUGGCCCUCAAUGCUCCAUGAUACAGCUUGACGAUUGUGACCGUCCGCUCUUCAACCACCUGCUUGACAAUGUGCUCCCACUGCUCUUCCCAGUCCUCGAGGCCAACCAGCCCGGCUCGGUGAGAGCAGACGCAGUCCUUCCUGCGCUGGAGAACAACAAGGCGUAUCUCCACUCUUGCCUGCUCGCUGCUGCCACCCACAUGAAGGACACCCGGACGAGUCUCGGUUCAAUGGUCGAUGACGAAACCAUGCGGCACAGGCUCGCAUUCGUCACCAUUGUGGUCGAUGCUCUGAACAGCGACACACAUCACAGCGAGAUCCUCGAUGCCCUACUCGGCAUGAUCUCUCUACAGGGCUGCGUCGGGUCCAGCAGCAACCCGGAGAAAGAGCUCAUUCCGUGGCACCAACACUUCCAGACAGCUGCCGACAUUGUGCAGAAGCUCGAACUCCCGGCUAUACUUGAAGGGCUGCACGUUACUGGAGGCCACCCAGCAUUCAACAUGACGUUGACCGCGUGGAUUGACAUCCUCGGCGCCACGAUGCUAGGUAAGGCCCCACGCUUUUCCAACACCUACCGCAACAUGUUCUUCGCCCAGGCCACUUCGGGGCUAGAGGACCUGAUGGGCUGCAACGACCUGGUCAUGUACCUGCUGUCCGAAGUUGCUUGCCUCGACUCCCUGAAGACGGAUGGAAGACUCGACGAUAUCGCCAUUUGUAGCCACAUCACCUCUCUCGCGCAGACGUUGGACCAGAUCGAACCCGCCGAGGGCCCGCAGAUUCCUUAUUCCAAGUCCGGGGUGCUCAAACCCAAGCAGCUGACCAAGAACAUCACCGCCAUCUUCCGCAAAGCCACCCGCGUGUACCUCUGCUCUCUGGUGCCAGAGUACAAUCGCCACCAACCAGCGACUGUCAACCUGAUCUCCCAGAUGUCGGAUCUGAUGCAGUUCAUCCCCUCGGGCCCGAACGGCUUCGACCGCAGCCUCGUGUGGCCCCUGCUGAUCUGCGGGGUCAACUCGAUCCCAGCGUCGCCCUUCCGCCGAAUGCUCGCGGACCGAUGCGAGAUGCUCGGUGAAGCGGCCGACCACGGAUCAUUUGGAAGGAUGGUCCAUCUUCUGCACGAAGUCUGGCGCUGCAACGACGACAUGAUCCUCUCUGCUGGCGUAUGUGAAGCGACCCCCGUCACCGCGGGAAGUCCGGGAGGAUCGAUAUCGACACCAAUCGCUGCGUCGGCCACGACUAGCGGCAUCAACAUCGCCCCCGCGCCGGCACCCGGGCUAUCGAUGUCGACAACGACGGCUACUAACCCUGCAGCACCGCUUUCGUCUUCUUCUAUGACCACGACAACGACAACCACAGCAACCACAGUACCAAGGAACCAGAACGUCCACUGGCGGGACGUGAUGCGCCAAAUCGGAUGGGAAUUUCUCUUGAUAUGA
Exophiala spinifera is the source of this 2175-nucleotide messenger RNA. RefSeq lists its product as uncharacterized. Gene Ontology annotation, molecular function: transcription cis-regulatory region binding; zinc ion binding; DNA-binding transcription factor activity, RNA polymerase II-specific. The transcript is spliced from 2 exons. Lineage: Eukaryota; Fungi; Ascomycota; Eurotiomycetes; Chaetothyriales; Herpotrichiellaceae. Bases 1 to 2175 code for a protein of 724 amino acids. The record is from RefSeq and is a predicted model, not a curated record. Gene Ontology annotation, cellular component: nucleus. Gene Ontology annotation, biological process: positive regulation of transcription by RNA polymerase II.